Messenger RNA from Parascedosporium putredinis, 3111 nucleotides. NCBI's taxonomy places the organism in Eukaryota, Fungi, Ascomycota, Sordariomycetes, Microascales, Microascaceae. The record is from the annotation of a GenBank genome assembly.
AUGGGCCUCGACGACAUCUUUGGCUUCGACGCCAACGCCUACGCGAUCAAGGUGCGCUACCUCACCGUGCCCGAGCUCAAGGCGCGCGAGCUCGCCAAGACGCGCCAGGUCCUCACGAGCUCGGCGGCCGGCGGGGCAUCCUUCGGAGCCGCGUUCGCGACGGGCGGCCUCACCCUCGUGUUCACGGCUCUCAGCCUCCGCAAGAUCGACGUAGCGAAGAAGAAGCUGGACAUGGUGGUCGCGGAGCUGCAGAGGCGGAGGGUGCCGCUCAAGGAGAACGUGACGAGGCGGGAUAAGGCGCUGGCGAUCGUGGGGGCUGACGGGGAUGGUUGCGGGGAAGCGAUGGGGAAUGCGAUUAGCGGUGAUGGCGCUGCGGCGGUGGGAGGAGGUGGUGGUGGUGGUGGUGGCGACGCGUACUUUCCGCAUGUUACGGCGGAGCAGAUGGCGGGGUCGGCGGCCGGGGCUGGCGUGCAAUGGGCCAUGAUGCAGUUUGGGCGGCGUGAUAAUUGUUGUGAGUGCAAUGAUGAGUACGAUCUGUGCUUCAACUGCUACUCGACUGAGGAUUCCCGACGAUGUAACGAUAGUACCCACGUUCUGCAACUGCGACAGAUUUGCACGUUUGGCCCGAGCGAGCCAUCGGUAUUUCUUCGAUAUCUUAGCGAUAUGACUGGCCGCCAGGGCUGCGCCUGCGGAAGCUGUGGCCGUGAAAUGGGUCAGGGGAGAAUCUACUUUUGCGAGACCUGCACCAAGGAUGGAAAAGGCUUUUCUUUAUGCCCCGACUGCUACGCCAGCGGUGUGAGCUGUCCCCUCGGCCACCAUCACUGCCUACGGGUGUUCUUAAACGCGGCGGUAGAUGAAGCAAAUGAUUUAAUAUACGAAACCACAUGCGGGAGCGCCACGGCCGGCUGCAACCACUGCUCGUCGAGCAUUCGCCAGGGCGCCAUCUAUCAGUGCAAGGACCCUUACUGCGCCUCUGCCGAUGGCCACUUUGAUAUGUGCCACCAGUGCUACAAUAAGGGCAUGACGUGCCACGGCCCUAGCCAUCAGCUUACCAUGUACUUUGCGUACCAAGCCACGGAGACGUGGCAGUCCAUAUAUACCGCGGACGAUGUUAGCUGCGAUGUUUGCUGCAACAAAAUUACGGAUGCAAUAUGCUACCCUCUUGUCGCGCUCGCCGCACUCGUAGAUGCGGCGCCUCAGGGCAUCGGCGGUGGAGGCGGCGGAGGAGGCUUCAGUCUGAUUCGGUUCGGCUGUUCCGAAGUCGUCAUCACACGUCUCGAUCCCCUUGUGAACCCUGGCAUGGCUCCUUCCACCCACAUGCACCAGGUCAAUUCCUUCAACGCCUCGAUGCCCGAGUCCGACAUUUCGGAGCUCGCGAGCUGCACCACGUGCACGUUUUCCGACGACUUGUCCAACUACUGGACCGCCAACAUGUACUUCAAGGCUCGGAACGGCACGUACAUGCGCGUCAAGCAGAUCCCCAACCGGUUCCUCGACGGCGCGGAAGCCGGAAUGACCGUCUAUUACAUGUCUCCCGGCGCAGGAAAGGUCACCGCCUUUAAGCCUGGAUUCCGUAUGCUCUACGGUGAUGCCUCCCGCCGCGAAAAGGACGGGAGCGGUUGGAAGACCCAGAGCUGUUUCCGGUGCUACUCGGGUCCCAACUUUGGCGGCGACGUCAUGUCUCCUUGCGCUGAUGCCUCGCUCGACUUCGAGGAGCUUCCUCCCCACUCUUGCCAAGGCGGAAUCCGAUCGACUGUGAACUUCCCUACAUGCUGGGAUGGUAAGAACCUCGACAGCGUGGACCACCAGUCUCACGUUGCGUACCCUACGAGUGGACCUACUUCGUUUGCGACAUUCGGUACCUGCCCUGAGAGCCACCCUGUUAUGAUUCCCCAGAUUUCCCUCGAAAUUGUGUGGGACACCACUCCGUUCAACGAUCCAGAGCUGUGGCCCGAGGAUGGCUCGCAGCCAUUUGUUCUAAGCAUGGGCGAUAGCACCGGAUACGGCCAGCACGGCGACUACGUUUUCGGCUGGAAGGGCGACGCCCUCCAAAAGGCCAUGGACGGCGGCUGCUUCGGGCCGUCGUGUGCCGGUCUCAAGACCCAAUCCUACGCCGACGCCAACAAGUGCAAGGUGGACAAUUAUAUCAACGAAGAAGUGGAUGGCUAUGACACAAACUACUCUGCCUCGGCCAGGCGGCCCACCGCCAAGCGCGCGAGUCAGCUUCCGAGAGAGGGGACGCCUUACCCGCGUGACGCUGUUCCCGGUGGUCGGGACGUCGAGACCCCUACGGCGUCAUGCGCGUAUUUGUUUGGUCGAGGCUACUCUGAAAAUCCUGCUGGCCAUCGCCACGACAUGCAGCUAUACACGGCGCAAAUAUUACUCGCCCUCGCCUCAUCCCCGCUCCCCUGGACGGGCAACGACUCGUUCCACCUCAUAGGCUACUCCUUUGGUGGGGCGCUCUCCGCGGCCUUCACCCGCCUUUUCCCGAACAUGGUCAAGUCCGUGACCCUCGUCGCGCCGGGAGGGCUCAUCAGGCAGGCUCACACGGACUGGAAGCAGCGCCUGCUCUACUCGACGGGUCUCUUGCCUGAGCGGCUCCUCGAGCACACUGUCCGCCGGCGCCUAGAGCCGCUCAACUUCGACGGCGCGAGCAUUUCCAAAUUCCUCCCCGGAACCACGGUGGAGGCGGCGAUGACGUGGCAGGUCGCCCAGCACCCGGGCUUCAUCCCCGCCUUCAUGAGCAGCAUGCGCUACGCGCCCAUCUUCGAGCAGCGAGCCUUGUGGUCCGAGCUCGCGGGCAAGUUACGGGAGCGAAACGCUCGAGGCGCCACGCUCGCGCGUGACGGGGUCCGCGAGGGGCAGGGACGUGAAGUCCCUCUGGAUCCUCUUCCUAUUCGCGGGGACAAGGUGCUCCUAGUGCUAGGGCGGGCGGAUCCGGUGAUCCUGCUGGAGGAGUUGUGCGAGGACGCCAAGGCGGUGCUAGGGGAGGAUAUGGUUGCGGUGCUGGCGGUGGAUGCGGGGCACGAGCUCGUGAUGACGAGGGCGAGGGAGAUCGCGGCGGCGCUGCCGGGCUUCUGGAACGGUCGGGGACUUGAAGGGACGAGCUGA